UCUCAUUUAACUGGAGACUUUUGGUCGUCGAUAACAACAGCAGCAUCAGACAAGAGAUAACCUAAUGAUGGAAGAAUUUGAAGAUGGCGAAGCUCCUCCUGCUGAGGAUCUGACUCAGUGCAACACCUGUAAAAGAUUUUUCUUCCCAAAAGUUCUGGAGAAGCAUGCUAAAAUCUGCCUUAAGUCAUCAGCCAAAAGGAGGAGGGUUUUUGACUCCAGUCGACAGAGAGCUGAGGGCACAGACCUUCCCACGCUCAAACCCUUGAAACCAAAGUCACAAAGUUCAUCUUCUUCUGGGAAAGCAGAACCCCCUAAGAAGCCAUCCAACUGGCGCAAAAAACAUGAGGACUUCAUCGCUACCAUCCGAGCCGCCAAGGCCCUCACUCAGGUCAUGAAGGAUGGGGGGCCCUUACCCCCACCUCCUCCUCCUACUUAUGACCCAGACUAUAUCCAGUGCCCUUACUGUCAGCGGAGGUUCAAUGAGGGUGCAGCUGACAGACACAUCAAGUUCUGCCAGGAGCAGGCUGCUCGUAUGCCCAAGGGCAAGUCUGGGGAUGCCAAAAAGCCUCCUGGUCGCACACAGUGCAAGCCUCCUGCUUCCAUAAAGAAGGCCAACUCUCCUGCUGUGUCAACCAUCCCGUCAGCCUCCUCUCGUUUACCCCAGAGGUCAGGCCUCGGACAGCCCACUGGGAUCCCAUCUAGUAAGGUCCCCUCUGCAGGUUCAGUGAGGAGCAAUCCCUCAGGCCUCACAAGCCCUCCAUCAGGUGUGGGAAUUAAGCCCCGAGCCAUGAGCUAUGGUUCUGUGAGGAACACUCAAUCUGGAACAGCACUCAACAAGAAGAAAGUAGACACCUACAUAUCUAGAAAUGACGUCGAUGGCGGUAAUGAUGUCGGCAAUGGUGGGAUGAAGAGCAAGUUCUGUCAUGCAUGUGGGACCAAGUACCCCGUUGAGUCCGCCAAGUUCUGCUGCGAGUGUGGGGUCAGGAGGAUGUGUAUCUAAGGCAGGUCAGAUGAGGGAGAAGGACAUAUUGGGGAUGCACCGGUACUCAAACUAGCAACAGAGUUUCGCCAAAAGCUAAUCCAUCUGCAUUUUACACUUGGGGUCUAAUUUCACGGCAGUAAAGUGGUGUAAUCAGCAGACAAUACCAUGAUGCUGUAUUUUAUUUAAUAGUUGCUGUUUAGUCUUUUUGCAAUUUGCUGGUCCAGUCCGCUAUUAUCACGUUUUAAAGUCCUGCUGUAGAGUAUCGAUAUCUGAGUAGCAUACAUUCUUCUUUUUUCACAAUAUAAAUAUUCCAACCAUUAUCUAUAGUAACAUUUACUAUGAUUACUAAGACUGGAGGCUGAUGGAUCUCAGUAGUGAACUGAUAUGGUGCGUGAACCAGCAGUCACCCUCCUUUGUAGACGCAAAUGUUAUUGCCGUGAAAAUAGAGACCAUAGAGGGUUUUAGAAUUUGGAAUUAGAGGAAAAAAGAUUUCCAAUUAAACUUUUUUUUGGUCAUAGGACUCAUAAGUAAUGUGGUCUGAGUCUGAAUUAUAAUAACAACCUAAUUUUAUUGAUGCUGGAUGAUAUCAAAGAGUUUAGCUUCCUGUAGGGUAAGGUAGAAGCUAUUGGUGCAUCCUUACACGAGAGUAGAGAAGAGAUGUGAAACAGAGUAGAUAAAAGUGAAGAGGUGGGUUGUAAAAAUGUGAACAAGGAGGUAAAUGACAAGAGUUGGAUGACUCACUGAAGGUGGGAGUGAUUGCCCCAUAAUCUCAAUCCCCAGUCAACCGUGAUCUGAAAUCCAUUCCUAAAUCCUGUUUGCCUCUGCUUCCUCACAAACCGAAUAUGUUCCUAUUGAAGUGCAAUAUGAUUGACUACUGAAGAAAACAAUGUGGUUUUCUAAAAGAAGAGUGUUGUAAUUUUGGAAAGAUAUCCCCUUGUUUUGACAGGGACCAGUCCAAAAAUGAACUCGCUGUUAAAGGUCAGUGCUCCCUUUAAGGUCACUUUACAGGCAAAGAUCCAGCUAACUUAAUGUUACCACCAUAGGCCUGGGAUUUUAUAAACAAAUGUAGCAUUUGCUCAGACCCUUUUAUUCACCCUUAUUUUAUACGAUGUAAUUAUUUAUUUUCUUAUUCCCUUUUAUUUUACUGAAAUGAACAAUUACUGCAUCUUUUUUGUUAAUACUCUACCGAAUUAAAAUGUGCUUUUCUUUGGAUUUGUAUGAAACCUAAAUGCACCUGGAUGUGUUGCAAUUGCUUUUUCCUCGACAGUGUUUCUAUUUAAUCAGUAUUCAGUGCAUUUAAGAUAUUUAACAGUCAAAAAUACGGUAACACUACAGACAAUUUAAAUGCUCUGUACGGGUAUGGUUGAUCUCUCUAGGUUCAUUUAACGGACACUAGUUAUGACCCCACAAAGUUCAUUUACAGCUGGGACACUAUAGAGGGAAAGGCCUCUACUUGAGGUACAUAGUUAAUGUUCAUUAAUUGCCACAAUUUUAAACAGCGAUUAGUAUGAUAAGAACUAUGAUAUGAACUUCAAGUCCUUUUAGAAGUCAGGCAUGUGUUGCAAAUUUCAGUAAUUUAUUGCGACAGCUGUUAGCCUGGAUACGGUUGUGCACUCGAUGGCAUGUAUAUCCACCAUUAAUAAAUUUCUAUGAAGACA
Messenger RNA from Plectropomus leopardus (leopard coralgrouper), 2640 nucleotides. RefSeq names its product zinc finger, C2HC-type containing 1A (gene zc2hc1a). The record is from RefSeq and is a predicted model, not a curated record. NCBI's taxonomy places the organism in Eukaryota, Metazoa, Chordata, Actinopteri, Perciformes, Serranidae.